AACUCCACAGCGGCAAAUAAGCCCGUUUUAAACACACAGUUUGAAAGGAGCAUGGCAACUUACCAUGCCCUCGUAGUGCUGGCCUCUGCCUGCAUGCUCAUCUUCCUGGGUACCACCACAGAGGCCACAAGCACAACACAUCCCUACGCAUCGUUCAUUCAUCUGGCCAGCGUGGGGGCGUGGUUCGGCAUCUCGUUCUGGGUCACUUUCGUGGCGGGCGUCCUUCUUUUCAAAUACCUGCCCCGUCAUCAAUUCGGAAGCGUGCAAGGGAAAAUUUUCCCCUACUACUUCGCUCUCUCCCUUGUCCUCACCUCCCUGGCGCUGGCAUCCUGGGUGCACCUGGAGGGAGGCCUCGACUUACUCGCCGCCAUCAAGAGCGGCAACGAGGACGGCAAGGUCGUUGCUUGUCUGGGCGGGGCUGCUCUGCUCUCUGCAUUGCAGCUUCUCGUGCUGGGACCAUGCGUGACCAAGGCCAUGGAGGCCCGCAACAAAAAAGAGAAGGAGGAAGGCUUCGCAGACACCACAAGCAAGGUGGGCCGGAGCCCUGAGCUGCUACAGCUGGGGGCGGCGUUCGCGCGCAUGCACGGCCUUUCAUCCACCGCGAAUCUCCUAGUUUUUCUGGGAGCACUUUUUCAGCUCUACGUCUUGUCUGCCAAGCAUGUCACGUUUGCGACGAUGGCGCCAACGGUCGCGAAAGCCACCUUUUGGCCGUGGUCAUAGAGGAGGUUGUCACGAGAAGUCAUGAGAAGGG
Messenger RNA from Nannochloropsis gaditana CCMP526, 751 nucleotides. RefSeq lists its product as uncharacterized. The transcript has 2 exons. Bases 52 to 720 code for a protein of 222 amino acids. The record is from RefSeq and is a predicted model, not a curated record.